AUGUCAGGCGACGACGCGGAAUUGAUCAAGUCGCUCAAUCAUCUCGACGUGAAGGACGUCCAGGACACCGACGCUUCGCGUACUCAUGAAGACGUUGAUCGUCGAGUGCUGUCUUCUUCUUUUACCCCCGGCUCGGAAGCGGCGGAUUCUGCGGGCGCGGAUAGGCUGACGGAGGUCACUCAAGACGUUGUAUCAUCUCCCUCCGAGCGAUCCCCCGAUCCUCUUCCCUCGUCCAUACAUCCCGAUUUCUCCAUCCAGACGAACGACGACUUUCUGCUAGUCACCGACGACGACGUUGGCUUCUAUGUCAACAGAGCCUUCCUCCUAGAGCACUCUGAUUUCUUCCGCGACUUUGAAGAGAUGGAAUCAGAUAUCAGACAAGACGACGAUGCUGGGAAAGGUCGUACCCAAGCCGUGCGCAGGGAUAUGCCGGGGGCGCUGUCAAACGGCUUGCGGGUGAUGUUGCUCAAGGUCAAAGAGACCAAAUCCUCGCUUGACCUCUACGACUAUAAGCGAAAAGUAUUCCGCUCCCAGGAACUUUGGGAGUACGAGUACGAUCUUGAGGACCUGGCGCUUGCUUUCAGAAUCGCCAACCAGUACGGCUUCACCAGAUUCUCAGCCCAGGCUCGCUUGAGCAUCCCCAAAACGUCUAUUUGGUUCCAAUACCUCUAUGCCGCGUUUGAGGCCGACGAAACAGUUGCUAAAGCCUUCGCAAGAUCAACUCUUCUUUCGGACCUUACGGAGUUGUGUCCACGGCCCUUACUUCCCGUCCUCGACAAGCACCACGCCCCAUAUGCCGCGCUUUUGAGAAAUAUACACCGGCGAAACCCAUUCUCCUUCUACAAAAAAACCUAUUCCCUCUUGUCGUGCUCUACAGCCAACUAUGACUUUCUGAAAAAGUCACAAGCCGAUUUCAAGGAUAAGAGAUUAGUGGAGUGCGGUGGGGAGGAGUGUAGUUGCAAGAAAUCUGGAUUCUGGUGGGCGACCGCCAGUAAGUCGGGUGGGAAGGCUCUCCGAAGCAAUCUCGCUUCUUGGCCGGGCCGCGAUGACGAUACCCUGUGGUCCGAAAUCGACAUGUCAAUCCGGCGCUCUGUUGAUUGUCUAGACUGCAGGGAUUCCCUUCUACAAUUUUUUAAACCCCUGUGGGACGAUUUAGCCGCUCUUUGGCAGUGA
This is a messenger RNA of Cryptococcus wingfieldii CBS 7118, 1173 nucleotides long. RefSeq lists its product as hypothetical. Lineage: Eukaryota; Fungi; Basidiomycota; Tremellomycetes; Tremellales; Cryptococcaceae. The record is from RefSeq and is a predicted model, not a curated record. The transcript is spliced from 3 exons. Bases 1 to 1173 code for a protein of 390 amino acids.